This is a messenger RNA of Zalophus californianus (California sea lion), 2351 nucleotides long. It is a transcript of the gene ZBTB20, whose product is annotated as zinc finger and BTB domain containing 20. Gene Ontology annotation, biological process: negative regulation of transcription by RNA polymerase II; regulation of immune system process; regulation of cytokine production. NCBI's taxonomy places the organism in Eukaryota, Metazoa, Chordata, Mammalia, Carnivora, Otariidae. The record is from RefSeq and is a predicted model, not a curated record. Gene Ontology annotation, molecular function: protein binding.
GUGACAUCAGUUGCAAGGGGAUGACCGAGCGCAUUCACAGCAUCAACCUUCACAACUUCAGCAAUUCCGUGCUCGAGACCCUCAACGAGCAGCGCAACCGUGGCCACUUCUGUGACGUGACGGUGCGCAUCCACGGGAGCAUGCUGCGCGCACACCGCUGCGUGCUGGCAGCCGAGCCCUUCUUCCAGGACAAGCUGCUGCUGGGCUACAGCGACAUCGAGAUCCCGUCCGUGGUGUCGGUGCAGUCGGUGCAAAAGCUCAUUGACUUCAUGUACAGCGGCGUGCUGCGCGUCUCGCAGUCGGAAGCCCUGCAGAUCCUCACGGCCGCCAGCAUCCUACAGAUCAAAACAGUCAUCGAUGAGUGCACGCGCAUCGUGUCACAGAACGUGGGUGAUGUGUUCCCGGGGACAGACUCAGGCCAGGACACGCCACGGGGCACCCCCGAGUCAGGCACAUCGGGCCAGAGCAGCGACACCGAGUCGGGCUACCUACAGAGCCACCCGCAGCACAGCGUGGACAGGAUCUACUCGGCGCUCUAUGCAUGCUCCAUGCAGAACGGCAGCGGGGAGCGCUCCUUCUACAGCGGUGCAGUGGUCAGCCACCAUGAGACCGCACUCGGCCUGCCCCGUGACCACCACAUGGAAGACCCCAGCUGGAUCACGCGCAUCCACGAGCGCUCUCAGCAGAUGGAGCGGUACCUGUCCACCACCCCCGAGACCACACACUGCCGCAAGCAGCCCCGGCCGGUGCGCAUCCAGACCCUGGUGGGCAACAUCCACAUUAAGCAGGAGAUGGAGGACGAUUAUGACUACUAUGGGCAGCAAAGGGUGCAGAUCCUGGAGCGCAACGAAUCCGAGGAGUGCACGGAAGACACCGACCAAGCAGAGGGCACUGAGAGUGAGCCCAAGGGCGAAAGCUUCGACUCGGGUGUCAGUUCCUCCAUAGGCACCGAGCCUGACUCGGUGGAGCAGCAGUUCGGGCCCGGGGCAAUGCGGGAUGGCCAGGCCGAACCUGCCCAAGCCGAGCAGGCCACGGAAGCUCCUGCUGAGGGUGGCCCACAGCCGCACCAGCUAGAGACAGGUGCCUCCUCCCCAGAAAGAAGCAACGAGGUGGAGAUGGACAACACGGUCAUCACUGUCAGCAACAGCUCUGACAAGAGCGUCCUGCAGCAGCCUUCGGUCAACACGUCCAUCGGGCAGCCAUUGCCAAGUACCCAGCUCUACUUACGCCAGACAGAAACCCUCACCAGCAACUUGAGGAUGCCUCUGACCUUGACCAGCAACACACAGGUCAUUGGCACAGCCGGCAACACCUACCUGCCGGCCCUCUUCACUACCCAGCCCGCGGGCAGUGGCCCCAAGCCUUUCCUCUUCAGCCUGCCACAGCCCCUGGCAGGCCAGCAGACCCAGUUUGUGACAGUGUCCCAGCCUGGCCUGUCGACCUUUACUGCACAGCUGCCAGCGCCACAGCCCCUGGCCCCAUCCGCAGGCCACAGCACAGCCAGUGGGCAGGGCGAAAAAAAGCCUUAUGAGUGCACUCUCUGCAACAAGACUUUCACCGCCAAACAGAACUACGUCAAGCACAUGUUCGUACACACAGGUGAGAAGCCCCACCAAUGCAGCAUCUGUUGGCGCUCCUUCUCCUUAAAAGAUUACCUUAUCAAGCACAUGGUGACACACACAGGAGUGAGGGCGUACCAGUGUAGUAUCUGCAACAAGCGCUUCACCCAGAAGAGCUCUCUCAACGUGCACAUGCGCCUCCACCGUGGGGAGAAGUCCUACGAGUGCUACAUCUGCAAAAAGAAGUUCUCCCACAAGACCCUCCUGGAGCGGCACGUGGCCCUGCACAGUGCCAGCAACGGGACCCCUCCUGCGGGUACACCCCCAGGUGCCCGCACUGGCCCCCCAGGGGUGGUGGCCUGCACGGAGGGGACCACUUACGUCUGUUCCGUCUGUCCAGCAAAGUUUGACCAAAUCGAGCAGUUCAACGACCACAUGAGGAUGCAUGUGUCUGACGGAUAAGUAGUAUCUUUCUCUCUUUCUUAUGAACAAAACGACAGAAAAGAAACAAAGCUAUGGCACUAGAAUUUAAGAAAUGUUUUGGUUUCGUUUUUCUGUUUUUGUUUUUGUUUCGUUUCAUUUUGUACUACAUGAAGAACUGUUUUUGCCUGCUGGUACAUUACAUUUCCGGAGGCUCGGGUGAAUGAGAGUUUUCCCAGCCUCCCUCGGAUGGUGGCCUUAAGGCCUGGUAGUGCUUCAAGAGGUCCACUGGUUGGAUCUCUAGCUACUGGCCUCUAAAUACAACCCUUCUUUACAAAAAAAAAAAAAAAAAAAAAAAAAAAAAAAAAAAAA